Messenger RNA from Dichotomopilus funicola, 2415 nucleotides. Its product is annotated as E3 ubiquitin-protein ligase hel2. Lineage: Eukaryota; Fungi; Ascomycota; Sordariomycetes; Sordariales; Chaetomiaceae. Gene Ontology annotation, biological process: rescue of stalled cytosolic ribosome; protein ubiquitination. The transcript is spliced from 2 exons. Gene Ontology annotation, molecular function: ribosome binding; ubiquitin protein ligase activity. The coding region runs from base 1 to 2415 and encodes 804 amino acids. The record is from RefSeq and is a predicted model, not a curated record.
AUGGCUUCAACUGGGCCCAACGCUUCUGCCGCUGACAGCGCGCCUUCAGGGCCCCGGGCUGACGGGUCUAGAGGCAGAGGCCGCGGCGGACGAGGAAGAGGUCGCGGUCGAGGGCGGGGCAGAGGAGGAGGAGGGGCACAUCACCACAACACACAACAUCCACCAGUCGAGCAGUCCGAGGAUGGGCCACGGCCACCGCCGCCAGCUGGGAAAAUCCCGAAUUUCAAGAUCAAAAACGAAACACAAGAAGGGGCUGAUGACGAUGAUGUCGAGGUCUGCUUCAUCUGCGCCAACCCUGUUAUUCACCACUCGGUUGCUCCGUGCAAUCACGUAACAUGCCACAUUUGCGCAUUGCGCCUGAGGGCGUUGUAUAAGAACAAGGAUUGCCCACAUUGCAGGACUUCCGCACCAUUCGUCAUUUUCAGCGACGACCCCACAAAGCGCUUCGAAGACUUCACCGACGCCGAUAUCACGAGCACUGACGACAACAUUGGCAUUCGAUAUGCUAGCGAGGACAUCGUCGGUGACACCGUCCUGUUGUUGCGGUACAACUGUCCCGAUCUCGAGUGCGAUUUUGCCGGUCUCGGUUGGCAGGACCUGCACCGCCACGUUAAGAAUACCCACAACAAGAAGAUGUGCGAUCUGUGUACCCGCCACAAGAAGGUCUUCACACACGAACACGAUAUGUUCGCUGACAAGGAGUUGACCGAGCACAUGCGCCACGGCGACGACAAGCCAGGCGCGGCCGACCAGACAGGUUUCCGCGGCCAUCCGCUAUGUGGCUUUUGUGGCGCGCGGUUCUACGACAGCGACAAGUUGUAUGAGCACUGCCGGAAUAAGCACGAGCGUUGCUUCCUUUGCGAUCGCCAAGACUCACGCCAACCUCACUAUUAUCUGGAUUACAAUGCGCUUGAGGAGCAUUUUAAGAAGGAGCAUUUCAUCUGCUCGGACCGGGAGUGCUUGGAGAAGAAGUUUGUUGUAUUUGCGUCGGAGAUGGACCUCAAGGCUCACCAACUGAGCGAGCAUGGGGGCACGUUUGCCAAGGGGCGCGAUGCGAGAACGGUGGACUUGUCCAACUUUGACCUGCGCCAGCGGUACGAGCAGGACAGGAGAGGCGGGGGUAACAAUGCGAGGGAACAGCAGCGUCGCCGUGGCCCAGAUCCGAACGCAGAGGCGUUGCCCGUCAGUUCUGCUCAGCCUCUGAGGCGAGACGAACUUGCGUUUCAACGGCAGAUGGCGCUGCAGACGGGCUCGGGCCGACCCGCACCUGGCCCUUCUCGGCCCACACCCAGCAAUGCGCCAGCCCAGAACCGGCCACGGGCACCGGCUGGCGAGCCGAUCAUCGACGCCAUGGAAAACAUCAGUAUCACCGACCUCUCCACGCUCACGCCAGAACAGCGUGCUAGCCUCACACGACACGGCGCUGUCAUUGAGCGCGCGGCUAACCUCCUAGGGAACGACGAUACAAAAAUUGCCACCUUCCGUUCUCAUAUCUCUACUUAUAACAAGGGUUCUAUGACACCGGAACAGCUUGUUGAUGCUUUUUUCUCCCUCUUCAGCGAGACAUCGUCCAAUGCCCUGGGAACCCUCGUUCGCGAAGUCGCCGAUCUCUUCGACGACAAGAAAAAGGCCGAAGCCCUUCGCCGAGCCUGGCAAAACUGGCGCGCGAUCAACGAGGACUACCCUUCCCUCCCUAGUCUCGAGGGCAUGCACGGCGCGACUACCUCAACCACCGGCUGGGCCGCAGCAGCCGCCGCUAGCCGAGGCGGCGCCAACCUCUCCUCCUCCCAGCACGCUGCCGCCCAACUGCGCAACUCCACCCGCGUCCUCAAACUCAAGCACAGCACCCGCCGCGGCAGCGUCGGCUCCGUCAUGUCCCUCGCCUCCUCAACAACCUCAUCCACCGUCCCCGGCGCCACACCAGCGACAUCCUCCUCCUUCUCCACACCCUCAUCCCGACCCUCCCCGUCCAUCCCAUCCUCCGCUUCCGCAUUCCCCGCUCUUCCAGGAACCGGCCGCUCCUCUCAGCCUAGCCAACCCAGCUGGAUCGGCGGGUCAGCGCCUGCUCUUCCAAGACAAAAUCCUCCUCGACCUACUCCCAGCGCACCGACCCGGAAAACCGGCGGCGGUGGAAGUGGAGGAGGUGGGCGGGGCGCGUCUACCGAGGAAGCUUUCCCCGCGCUACCGGCCGCACCGAAGCCGCAGACAACGAUUUUUGGGUAUGGGCGGGGUGUGGUAAGGCGAGAUUUUGGAGUACCACGGGACACGGGGUUCAGUUGGGGGGCGAGUGGUUCGAGUAAUAGUGCUGCGGAUGCGGAAGGUGGAGAGGGGGGUGAUGGGCAGCAGGGACAAGCACAGCAGGGGGGAGGGGGGAAGAAGAAGAAUAAGAAGCAGGUUUUGGUGCAGUGGGGGUGA